UGUGUGGACAAAAGUCUCAAAGAAUUUCACUUUUCCGGAAGAGCAUGGAGGUUUUGUUGAGGAUGAAGAGCGCCGCCGUCCUCCUGCUGAUGUUUGGACUUCAUCACGUCCACUUCUCUGAUGCUCAGGAGUGCCCCUCCACCCACGACCUGCUGACCUCCCUGCGGCAGGUGGAGAAGAUGCUGGCGGUCCACGAGGCUUCGUACCAGCAGGGUCUUCGCUCGCUCCGGAGAAAAAUGAGCGCUCUGCACAACAGCACCAUGGCCAUCUUCAAGACCGGCGCAUCCUGCACCAAACCGGACCCCCCCGCUAACGGCCGCAGACUGGGCCGUGUGUUUGCCAUCGGACACGAGGUCCACUUCCUGUGCACACCCGGCUACGAGCUGAUUGGCCCGCGAACACGAGUGUGUCUGGAGUCUCUGAGGUGGAGCGGACAGCAGCCCAUGUGCAGACGUUUAAACGCCAGUGGAAACUCCCUGGCCUCCUUCUCUCCUGCUGCUCCUUCCUCCUUCCCUGUCUCUGCCGCUCUGUCCUCCUCUUCGUCUUCCUCUUACUCCCCCUCUUCCUCCUUAGUAUCUUUGCCUUCGCCGGCCUCCUCCUCCUCCUCACCCAUGUCCUCCCCCCCGUCCUCCGUCCGUCCCUCUCACUGCACUCACUUCCUGGGCUCCACCCGCUGCACCUGUGACGUGGGCUUCACCAUAUCAGGCCGAGACAACAACAUCUGCACAGACAUCGACGAGUGCCUCCUGUUCCCUCUGGCUCAGCCCGGCCGGCUGUGUGUCCAUCAGUGUGUGAACACACCCGGCAGUUUCCACUGCUUCUGCCCCGCCGGGUACGACCUGUCCAGAGACGCUCGCAGCUGCACAGACGUGGACGAGUGUGAGAACCGGAUGCACAACUGCUCAGCAGACCAGGUGUGUGUGAACACGUACGGAGGUUUCCAGUGUGUGACGGUGGAGUGUCCUCAAAUGAAAAACGCCACGUACAUCAAGACGUCUUCGAUGCGCUGUGAGAGGAACCCCUGCAUGUUCGGAGACAAGUCGUGCUCUCAGGCUCCCAACUCCAUCUCCUUCCACUUCCUGUCUGUGGUGUCCAACAUGUCCGCCCCCCGCGUCCUCUUCCGGGUAUCGGCGGCUCGAGUCCUGGGCGACACGCUGCGCUUUGGGCUGGCGGGCGACCGCGGGCGGGGUCAUUUCAGCGUUCAGCGCUCGGGCCGGCAGACGGGGACCCUCCUGCUGGUGACGCCCAUACAGGGUCCCGCCGCGUUGGAGGCCGAAGUGGAGAUGAGCGAGCUGGAGAGGAACAACCUGCUGGGCCGGUACCUCACCAAGGUCACCCUGUUCGUCUCUCCGUACACGUUUUAGUGGGAGCAUCCAUUAAUGUGGGGGUGGGGGGUUUAUGGUUCAUCAGGGUUGGUGCCAGAAGAAGGUUCUGUUAUGAAUGUGAGAGCAGGAAGCAGAACUUGACGGGGACGGGGGGCAGGGUGUCGAACCACUGAGUGUCUUUGGCCUCUUCGAAGGUUAUUUACUGCUUUUGUAAAACUAUGAUUCUGUAUAUAAUAUAAGGAUAAAUAAAAACAUUUAUAAAAAAGGAGCUUCAGUCCGUUCGAUGAUUUCAAAAAUCCAGAAUUAAAAAUACAUACAUUAAUUUAUCGGAAAAAAACAGAAAUUAUGUGAAAAUAAUGGAAUUUAUUAAAAAUGCUAAUGAAAAAUGUAUGAAAUCUCAAACAUAAGAUGAUCUCAUAGAACAGGAUGCAUUGCUGUAGAAUAACUGAGUCAACAGUAAGAGUUAAAACACCUGAAAUAAAUACAGAAACACCAAAAGUAACAUACACAUUUCUUUUACUGCACAUCCAUACUUUGAGUUUGAGCGCUUUAGGUCAAUUUCAGAAAGAAGGGUUGAAGUCUCAGAGCUGAGCCUUCUCAAAGAGAAUCAGAUCAACGUGUUGUUAAUCUGUGUCCUGGUUUGUUUAAGAUGUCUUAUCUCUGUGAGUAAAAGUAAUAAUAAUGUCUAAGAGUCUCCCACAGGACUACAUACGUGUUAAAAAUUGAACAUUUUUGCAGAUUUU
This is a messenger RNA of Eleginops maclovinus (Patagonian blennie), 2068 nucleotides long. RefSeq names its product fibulin-7-like. Gene Ontology annotation, molecular function: calcium ion binding. NCBI's taxonomy places the organism in Eukaryota, Metazoa, Chordata, Actinopteri, Perciformes, Eleginopidae. Bases 45 to 1364 code for a protein of 439 amino acids. The record is from RefSeq and is a predicted model, not a curated record. The transcript is spliced from 7 exons.